AUGACCACCACGACCACGAGCAUAGGGGGUGGCGGCGAGGACCGGGUCCUCGCCACGGCUCAGCAGAUCGUCAAGAGCCUCAACACCCCCAAGGAGGUGCGCGAGGACAUGCUCUUGAUCUUCUCUAGCUUCGAUAACCGCUUAUCCAACAUCACCGAUUUGAUCAACGGCGAGGAUUCGAAGGCCGAAAACGACCGAUUCGAGGCCGCCGAGAAGGUGAUUUUCCGGUGGGAGUCGAAUUCCGAAGCUCACAGAAACUCGGUUCCUUGGGAGGAGUCGCCGGACGAGUCUGGCGAGUAUUUAUCGGCCGUCGAUGAGAUCCUCACUCUCAUGGAGGGGCUUUCGGUCCGGUCCGAUAACGAACUCGUGGACCGGGCCGAAAACGCGCUCCAAAUCGCUAUGUCCCGGCUCGAGGACGAGUUCCGCCACAUUCUGAUCCGAAAAACAGUCCCGCUCGACUCAGAGCGGCUUUACGGCUCGAUCCGCAGGGUCUCACUGUCGUUCGCGUCAAACGACGGAGAAAUCGACGAAGAAUUCGAGAGUUUCGGCGAGGAGGACCGAGACGCCGGCCGGUUCCACGAGCGCGGGGGCAGCCUCGGCGAUACAGACGUGGAUUUAAUACAUCCCGAUGCCGUCGUCGAGCUGAAGGAGAUCGCCGAGCGUAUGAUCCGGUCUGGUUACGAAAAGGAGUGUAUUCAGGUGUAUAGCAGUGUCAGGCGUGACGCUUUGGACGAGUGUUUAGUGAUUCUUGGGGUUGAGAAGCUGAGCAUUGAGGAGGUUCAGAAGAUUGAGUGGAAGUCUUUGGAUGAGAAAAUGAAGAAGUGGAUACAAGCUGUGAAAAUCGGCGUUAGGGUUUUGCUAACCGGAGAAAGGAGGCUUUGUGAUCAGAUUUUUGAGGGGACUGAUGAGACUAGGGAGAUUUGCUUCAAUGAGACUGCUAAAGGGUGUAUUAUGCAGCUGUUGAAUUUUGGACAGGCGGUAGCCAUUGGUCGAAGGUCGCCGGAGAAGUUGUUUCGGAUACUUGACAUGUAUGAUGCCAUGGCCGAUGUGUUGCCGGACUUGCAGCAAAUGGUGACUGAUGAAUAUGUGGUUAUUGAGGCCAGGGGAGUGUUGGAUGAGCUUGGUGAUGCAGCCAAAGGGACCUUUGCAGAGUUUGAGAAUGCGGUUCAGAGCGAGGCCAGUAAGAAACCAAUGCUAAGCGGUGAGAUUCAUCCGCUUACUCGGUAUGUCAUGAACUAUGUUAGAUUGUUGGUUGAUUAUAGUCAUACUCUCAACUCGCUUUUGGAUACUGGUGAAGAAGAGUUACAAAGGUUGCAAGGGUUGCCAAAUGAUGAUUUGGGUAUAGAAAGCAUGUCCCCGAUAGGCCAUAGGUUGUUGUUGUUGAUUUCGAAUUUGGAGUCCAAUCUUGAGGAGAAGUCUAGGGUUUAUGAUGAUGGCGCAAUGCAGUGUGUGUUUUUGAUGAAUAACAUUCUGUACAUAGUGCAGAAAGUGAAGGAUUCUGAGAUUAGAAAGCUCUUGGGAGAUCAAUGGGUUCGCAAGCGCCGUGGCCAGGUACGCCAGUAUGCUACUGGAUAUCUUAGAGCUGCUUGGAGUAAGGCCUUGUCUUGUUUGAAAGAUGAAGGAAUUGGUGGGAGCACGAGUAAUGCUUCAAAGAUGGCUUUGAAGGAGAGGUUUAAGAAUUUCAAUGCAAACUUUGAAGAAAUCUAUAGGAUCCAGACAGCUUGGAAGGUCCCCGAUGCUCAACUUCGGGAGGAGCUUCGGAUAUCUAUUUCAGAGAAGGUGAUUCCGGCUUACAGAUCGUUUAUGGGGAGGUUUGGGAGUCAGCUAGAGAGUGGAAGGCAUGCUGGGAAGUAUAUAAAGUAUACAGCAGAUGAUUUGGAAGGCUAUGUGUUGGAUUUGUUUGAGGGGACUCCAGGUGUUCUGCACCAUCUGAGAAGAAAAAGUACAUAG
Molecule: messenger RNA, 1950 nt
Organism: Prunus armeniaca (apricot)
Lineage: Eukaryota; Viridiplantae; Streptophyta; Magnoliopsida; Rosales; Rosaceae
Source: the annotation of a GenBank genome assembly